AAAAAAAAAAAAAAAGGUAAGGAGAGUGCAACAUCAAGUGAAGAGGAAAGAUGGUUAGAUGCUAUAGAAUCUGGAAAAUUAGAAGAGGUAGAUGACGAAUUGAAAAAGAUAAAGCCUAAGGAUCCUAAGCUGAUGACUGCAAGGCAAAGAGCAAUGUUGGAGCGAAAAACCACAGAUAAAGAGCCUGGCUCCAGUGGAGAACAGCUAUUGGCACUGCCCACUGGAUACAGAGAAAAGGUCAUGACGCCGGAAAUGGCACUCAAGGCCCAGAUUAAGUCUCAAAAACGUAAACAACAAGCAGAUGAAAAAAGAGAAAAGGAUAAGAAAAAGACAAUUCGACUGCAAUUUAUUUCAGGAAUUAACAAAACAUCUCGGUAUCCAUCACAUUAA
Messenger RNA from Macrosteles quadrilineatus (aster leafhopper), 390 nucleotides. RefSeq names its product INO80 complex subunit B-like. Gene Ontology annotation, biological process: chromatin remodeling. The transcript has a single exon. Gene Ontology annotation, cellular component: Ino80 complex. The record is from RefSeq and is a predicted model, not a curated record. Lineage: Eukaryota; Metazoa; Arthropoda; Insecta; Hemiptera; Cicadellidae. The annotation marks the transcript as partial.